Messenger RNA from Symbiodinium sp. CCMP2456, 345 nucleotides. The record is from the annotation of a GenBank genome assembly. NCBI's taxonomy places the organism in Eukaryota, Dinophyceae, Suessiales, Symbiodiniaceae.
AUGCAUUCAACAUCCACAUCACAAGCUGCGCGGCGCAUUGACAAUGUUGAAAUGUCCCAAGCCCAGCAAAAGAGCUGUGCGUUGUGGCCGCUUAAGGAUCUUGACGAAGAUCGAUGCGGCUUAGUUUUGUUGACGUUUGUGGUUGGUGGCCCAGCAGCUUUCCCUCAAAAGGGGCUGCGCAGUGCUGCAAAUGAACCGUUCGGAUCCACAUUAGCCACGGGGCCGCUGGUGGUUAGGGCUCAUGCCGAGACCAUGCCGGUGCCGCUGUAUCGGCCAGCUUGCUUAUAUGCGACAUGGGGCCCCGCAGAUUUGUCGUACAAGCGACCAACAGACUUUGCAGCCUGA